This is a messenger RNA of Fragaria vesca subsp. vesca, 1057 nucleotides long. Its product is annotated as putative quinone-oxidoreductase homolog, chloroplastic-like. The record is from RefSeq and is a predicted model, not a curated record. Gene Ontology annotation, molecular function: oxidoreductase activity. NCBI's taxonomy places the organism in Eukaryota, Viridiplantae, Streptophyta, Magnoliopsida, Rosales, Rosaceae. Bases 59 to 1057 code for a protein of 332 amino acids. The transcript has 4 exons.
UUAUAAAACUCGAAGUCGUUCUGCAAAUCUGCAAACUUACACUCUUCUCUCUCUGCAAAUGAAAGCCAUGGCGGUAAAGGUUAUGCGUGCGGUUCAGUACAACAGUUACGGUGGAGGACCUUCUGGUUUAAAGCAUGUUGAUAUUCCGGUCCCAACUCCAAAGAAAGAUGAGGUUUUGCUGAAAGUGGAAGCAGCUAGUAUAAAUCCAGUUGAUUGGAAGCUGCAGAAAGGCACGGCGCGGCCUUUUUACCCUCGCAGUUUACCUCAUACACCUGCUUGUGACGUAGCCGGAGAGGUUGUCGAGGUUGGACAAGAAGUUCGUGAUUUCAAAGCCGGCGACAAAGUUGUCGCAGCUCUCACCCUUGCUACCGGAGGUGCAUUUGCCGAGUAUGCAACUGCUAGUGAGCGUUUCACGGCUAUUAGGCCGGCUGAAGUUUCAUCAGCCGAAGCUGCAGGAUUACCUGUUGCUGGUCUCACAGCUCACCAAUGUCUCACAGAAGCUGCAGGAAUCAAGCUGGAUGGCACAGGCCCUCAGAAGAACAUAUUGAUUACGGCUGCCUCUGGUGGUGUGGGAACCUUUGCAGUUCAACUAGCCAAGCUAGGAAACACUCAUGUCACGGCCACUUGUGGAGCUCGUAACAUCGAUUUCGUCAAGGGCUUAGGUGCUGAUGAGGUUCUUGACUACAAGACCCCUGAAGGGGCAGCUCUGAGUAGCCCUUCUGGUAGGAAAUAUGAUGCUGUGAUCCACUGUGCAACAGCCAUUCCUUGGUCUACUUUCAAGGCAAAUUUGAGUCCAAGUGGGAAGGUCAUAGACAUUAGUCCCAGGCUAAGUAACUGGCUCACUAUGGCUGUAAACAAACUCACCUUCUCCAAGAAGCAGCUAGUGCAGCUGAUGGUGAAUCCCACUGCUGAGAAUCUGGACUAUCUUGUUAAGUUGGUGAAGGAAGGAAAGCUCAAGACGGUGAUCGACUCAAAGUAUCCUCUGAGCAAGGCUGAAGAAGCUUGGGCUAAGAGUAUAGAUGGUCAUGCUACUGGGAAGAUCAUUGUGGAGCCUUAA